Prunus armeniaca (apricot) is the source of this 1512-nucleotide messenger RNA. NCBI's taxonomy places the organism in Eukaryota, Viridiplantae, Streptophyta, Magnoliopsida, Rosales, Rosaceae. The record is from the annotation of a GenBank genome assembly.
AUGGUAAUAACUGAAGGUCAGGGUUGGGAAUGUCCAAGGGAACCUUAUGAAGUCAAAGCCUGGAUAUGUGCAAAGACAGGUGACGGAAAAGUGAUUGUUACCCGUACUCAAGGAGAGCCAUUUUUCUUUAAUUUUGGAAAGUCGGAGGUACCUAAAGGUCUUGAGAUGGGAAUUGGUACAAUGACACGUGAAGAGAAGGCAGUAAUAUAUGUCACCAGUCAGUACAUAACUACAUCUCCUUUUCUGCCUGCGGUAGAAGGUCUUGAAGAAGUUCAUUUUGAAGUGGAGCUUGUCCACUUUAUUCAGGUGCGUGACAUGCUUGGGGAUGGGCGUCUGAUUAAACGGCGUAUUCGUGAUGGAAAAGGUGGGGUGAGUUUCCUAUGGAUUGCCCUCUUCAAGACAGCCUACUACGCGUCCAUUACAAGGGCAUGCUUCAAAAUGAAGAAAAGACAAUCUUCUUUGAUACAAGAGUUGAUAACCAUGGUCAGCCUUUGGAGUUCUGUUCUGGAGAAGGCCUUAUGGCUGAUUUGCAUAAUGGAAUUGAAGCUAGUUGUUAACCUUGUGCCUGAGGGAUUUGAAAUGUGUGUUCGUUUGAUGGUGCCUGAAGAGAUAGCUCUCGUCACAUGUCCUCCUGAUUAUGCAUACGACAAGUUCCCUAGGCCAGCUAAUGUUCCUGAAGGUGCUCAUGUUCAAUGGGAAAUCGAGCUUCUUGGUUUUGAGAUGCCAAAGGAUUGGACUGGUUUGAACUUUCAAACAAUAAUGGAAGAAGCAGAGAAAUUAGAAACACGGUAUAAACUCAUUGCAUCAAAGUUCUGUUUGUGUGUGUACGUGCACAAUUUCGUGGUUGCUCAUAUGUACCAAGUUUUUCUAGUGGGAAACAGGCUAUUCAAAGAAAGAAAGUUUGAACUUGCUAAGGCAAAGUAUGACAAGGUGCUACGGGAAUUUAAUCAUGUUAAUCCACAAGAUGAUGAAGAAGGGAAAAUAUUUUCAAAUACAAGGAAUUUGUUACAUCUGAAUGUGGCUGCAUGCUACCUGAAGAUGGGAGAGUGCAGAAAAUCCAUAGAGACAUGCAACAAGGUUUUAGAAGCAAACCCUGGACAUGUCAAGGCUCUCUACCGGCGAGGAAUGGCCUACAUGACAGUUGGAGAUUUCGAGGAAGCAAAGAGUGACUUCAACACGAUGAUUAAACUUGACAAGUCAACUGAACCUGAUGCAACAGCUGCUCUGAUAAAAGUAAAGCAGAAGGAACAGGAAGUGGAGAAGAAGGUGCGGAAACAAUUUAAAGGACUAUUUGACAAGAAGCCAGGGGAAAUUGCAGAGGCUGGAACUGAAGAUGUAGACGAGACUGCAGGUGAAAUCCACAAGAAUGAUGAUAAGGAAGAUUCUGACGGUGAUCAUUCAGACGAAUCUCAUGAAACCGCAGAUGACGCACCUAGAACUUCUUGGCUUUCUCGCCUCUGGCCUAGACGACUACUCGCAGCCCUCGGGCGGCCAGGAUGCACCAUUUUGUAG